This is a messenger RNA of Galeopterus variegatus (Sunda flying lemur), 3037 nucleotides long. RefSeq names its product sushi domain containing 2 (gene SUSD2). Bases 32 to 2524 code for a protein of 830 amino acids. The transcript is spliced from 15 exons. Lineage: Eukaryota; Metazoa; Chordata; Mammalia; Dermoptera; Cynocephalidae. The record is from RefSeq and is a predicted model, not a curated record.
GUCCUGCCACCUCCGAGCCACUGCACUGCCGAUGCUGGCUGUAGACACAGGCCGCACCAUGAAGCUGCACCUCCUACCCUGGACCCUGCUGCUGCUGGCAACAGCCCCUGGCCCAGGCCCUGGGCCCACAGCAGGUGCCCAGGAGAGCUGCUCCAUGCGCUGUGGGAACCAGGAUGGGCCGUGCUCCUGCCACCCGACCUGCUCUGGCCUUGGCACCUGCUGCGUGGACUUCCAGAACUUCUGCCUGCAGAUCUCGCCUUACUCGGGCUCCAUGAUGGGCGGCAAGGACUUCGUGGUGCAGCACCUCAGGUGGUUAAGUACCACUGAUGGCGUGAUCUGCAGGUUUAAGGAGAGCAUCCAGACCCUCGGCCACGUGGACUACUCUGGGCAAGUGCAUUGCGUGUCACCCCUGCUCUACGAGAGUGGCCGUAUCCCCUUCACCAUCUCACUGGACAACGGCCGCUCCUUCCCUUACGCGGGCACUUGGCUGGCUGUGCACCCCAACAAAGUGUCAGAGAUGGAGAAGAGCCAGUUGGUGAAUGAGACCCGCUGGCAGUACUAUGGCACCUCCGACACUGUGGGCAAUCUCAGCCUGACCUGGAACACCUCGGUGCUGCCCACGCAGGCUGUCACCAUCGAGCUGUGGGGCUACGAGGAGAUAGGGAGGCCAUACUCAGAGAACUGGACAGCAAAGUGGUCAUACCUGUACCCCCUGGCCACAAACGUCCCCAACUCCGGCUUUUUCACCUUCACUCCAAAUCCUGCACCCCUCAACUACCAGAAAUGGAGAGUGGGUGCACUGCGGGUCAUUGACAGCAAAAACUACGCAGGGGAAAAGGAUGUGCAGGCGCUCUGGACCAACGACCAUGCGCUGGCUUGGCACCUGGGGGAUGACUUCCGGGCAGACCCCGUGGGCUGGGCCCGCACUCAGUGCCUGGCCUGGGAAGAGCUGGAGGACCAGCUGCCCGACUUCCUGGAGGAGCUGCCUGACUGCCCCUGCACCCUGGCCCAGGCCCGGGCUGACUCUGGCCGCUUCCAUACGGACUACGGCUGUGACAUGGAGCAGGGCAGUGUGUGCACCUAUCACCCGGGGGCCGUGCACUGUGUGCGUUCCGUGCAGGCCAGCCCCCGGUACGCCUCAGGCCAGCAGUGCUGCUACACGGCAGAUGGCACGCAGAUCCUGACGGCUGACUCAACCAGUGGCAGCACCCCUGACCGUGGCCAUGACUGGGGUGCACCCCCGUUCCGCACGCCACCCCGUGUGCCCGGCAUGUCCCACUGGCUCUACGACGUCAUCAGCUUCUAUUACUGCUGCCUCUGGGCGCCCGAGUGCUCCCGCUACAUGCAGCGGCGGCGCUCCAGCGACUGCCGCAACUACCAGCCCCCACGCCUAGCCUCCGCCUUUGGCGAUCCGCACUUUGUCACCUUCGAUGGCACCAACUUCACGUUCAACGGGCGCGGAGAGUAUGUGCUGCUGGAGGCAGCACUGAGCGACCUGAGGGUGCAUGUGCGGGCCCAGCCCGGGACAACGUCGAGCGGCACGCAGACCCUAGGCACAGGGCUGACCGCGGUGGCCGUCCAGGAGGGCAACUCAGACGUGGUGGAGGUCCGGCUGGCCGACAGGGCGGGGGUCCUGCAGGUGCUGCUGAAUCAGGAGGUGCUCACCUUCACUGAGCAGAGUUGGAUGGACCUGAAGGGCAUGUUCCUGUCGGUGGGUGCUGGGAACAGGGUAUCAGUCAUGCUGGCUUCAGGAGCUGGCCUGGAGGUCAGCAUACAGGGCCCAUUCCUAAGUGUGGCCGUCCUGCUGCCUGAGAAGUUUCUUACCCACACCCACGGCCUCCUCGGGACACUCAAUGACAACCCCACCGACGAUUUCACCCUGCGCAGCGGGGAGGUCCUGUCCUCGAGUGCCAGUUCCCAGGAGCUGUUCCAGUUUGGAGCCGACUGGGCCGUGCACAAUACCUCCUCCCUGCUCACGUAUGACUCCUCGUUCUUGGUUCACAACUUCCUGUAUGGAUCCAAGCAUGACUCCACUUUCAAGCCCCUCUUCCCCGACGAGUCCACCCUCAGCCCCAGCCAGGCACAAGAGGUGGCCGAGCUGUGUGGGGAUGACCAUUUCUGCAGCUUUGACGUGUUGGCCACUGGGAGCCUAAGCAUGGGCAACGCCACACGGGUGGCACACCGGCUGCACCAGAGUCGCCUGCAGAGCCUGCAACCCGUUGUGUCCUGUGGCUGGCUGGGUCCCCCCACCAAUGGGCACAAGGAGGGCACCAGGUACCUGGUAGGCUCUACCAUCAGCUUCCACUGUGACAACAGCUACAGCCUAGUCGGGGCAGAAACCAGCACCUGCCAGGCUGAUGGCACCUGGUCCAUGCCCACCCCGAAGUGCCAGCCAGGACGGAGCCACAGGGUGCUGCUGAGUAUCGUCUUUGGAGGCCUGGCGGUGGUGGCAGUGGUCGCGCUCGUCUACAUGCUGCUGUGUCGCAGGAAGGGCCCCAUGCAUAUCUGGCACUCACAGCCUUGAUAGUGGAGCACGCUUGGCCACAGCACCACGCACAUGGGGCCACGUCGGGGCCAGGACCCAGCAUCCCAGGAGAAAGCCCUGGAUUCCCAAGAACAUGCACCCCAGUCCUCUGAUCCCCAAAUCCUGAGGACUGUGCACAUGGGACGUGGACACCUGAUACCGGGCCUUUAAUGCCCGUGAACCCUUCUCUGUCAUUAUAGACCCGAGGCAUGAUGCCCAAUGUUCCAAUGCCCAAACCCCAUGACAUCAGUGCUCUGUGCUCUGUUUCCCGGUACUCGUGGCUCAUUCCCCAGACCUGAGGCUGUGUACCGAGCCCUAGUACUCCCACACCCGACACUCAGAUUCCAUACCUCACUCCUGAUACAGCGUGGUGCUGGUGACCCCGAUGCCUGCUACAUCGAGACCUGCUGUCCCACCAUGGGGGCCCCAGGGUCAAGUUAGCCUGGUUCCUGGACCCCAGGUGGGCCCAGCCCCAAGGUAAGGAGAGGCCUCAGGACCCCAGAGCAGAGAAUG